AUGUCUAACGACCAGUGGCCGAGAUUGAUGGCAUGGGCAAGGAGCAGGGUAGAAGGAAGCCCGGAACCACCAACGGGACGGAACGGGUGUAAUCCGGGGAAUAUGAACAGGUUCUGUUAUAAUAUGAGCCGUGGGGGUGGAAGGAGUAGAUGGGCUGGUUUACGAGAGUGGUUCAAUCGAACAAACCAUCAAGGAAGUUUCCCUAAAUGGAAUAGCGACUUGAAGGACCAGCAUGAAACGGGUCUACAAUACAAUCAUGAUCAGGGAGGCGUCAAUUGGAAGGAUCUGGUCAAUACAGUAUAUAGGCAAGUGGAGAAAAAUCUAAAGGCAAGCGAGACAAAGGAAGAAGCGGGGAGUCACUUGUGGCGAAGCCCAGAGUGGAAUCAGGUACUCGAGGGGACGGAGAGUACCAGUUGGGAUGAUAGCCCCAAGGGACAGAUGUUAUUGAUGAUUUGUGCAUGUGUCAUAAAAGGCAUAUAUCAACAGGGAACCAGACACCACCUAGGAAAUAAUUCACAUCAGGAUAUCUGUUCUCCAGUCCAUGAGAUGUUAGCCCAGCCCAAUGACUUAUGGCAAAAGUAUAUGAUGGAACCCGAAACGGAACAGGCACCUUGGUCUAAAGGGGGAUGCAGUAGUACCGAUAAGUAUCAAGGAUGUGGAACCCCAGCAAGCAGUUUAAUAAUUACCAUUGCUAGCGCCUUGAGGAGAGUAUGUCCUGGAUGCAAAGCCCUGAGGGUAGGGGGCUGGAUAAGGACAGGCAGGAGAGGGAGCCAGAGGAAGUCCUUAUAUUGCAAUAUCAAAGAAGGUAGGAUACAAUGCGCAUCCAACAGCUCGGGGGACGUCUCCAGCAGCAUCUGGGUCAGGGAGGAGGAUUUUGGGUUAUUAUUACCAAAACAAACACCCAAGCCCCCCAGCCCCUCGCCGGGCCUCGACAUCUCUCCAACCACCAACAAGGAGCAGGACAUCAAAGAUUCUCAGCCUACCUCUGAUGAAACCCCGAAUGUAUCAUCCUCCGAAGACUCCCCCAGGACAGGAGAGCAAUCCCAACUGGCCAGCAAUGCAUCCCAGGGAUCAGGGGAUCCUGGUAAAGGCGCAACAGGGGAAAAGGCCCCCCAAGGGGGGACCCAUACCGAGCAGGCGGGUAGAGGCCAGAGACAGGGGGAAAACAUUGGGCAAACUGCGGAAAGAACAAAUGACGUACCUGAAGGAGCGGCAUCCCAGUCGGAAGGGAAGGCCGAGAAAAACAUGGGAACGAAGGAAAAGAUUGCCAUGUUGGAGAAGGGGGAACCGAAGAUAACCCAGAAACCAGAGAAGGGGAGUGCGGAAAUCGCCACGUCCAGCUGGGUUGAUUCUGCAACUGGCGGUAUCAUAGGCUCCACCGUUCAGGAUUCAGGAGCCACGCUCUAUGCUCUCGUGUUCAGGUUUUAUGGUCCACUCUUCAACGUUCACGAUUCAUCGUUCAGAGUCAACGGUUUACAUUUGAGCGUUUAG
This is a messenger RNA of Plasmodium inui San Antonio 1, 1491 nucleotides long. RefSeq lists its product as hypothetical. The coding region runs from base 1 to 1491 and encodes 496 amino acids. NCBI's taxonomy places the organism in Eukaryota, Apicomplexa, Aconoidasida, Haemosporida, Plasmodiidae. The record is from RefSeq and is a predicted model, not a curated record. The transcript has 2 exons.